GGCUUGGGGUGCCUGGGCAUGUGAGUCCCCAGCAAAGUAGCUGGGGUUUACACACCUGGCACUGAGCUGAUUUUGCUCCUGGGAUCUAGACAAGCACAUGAGCAAAUGCACUUCUCUCACCCGGCGGGAAGCUGGCUAAAUGCCUUAUUAUUGUAAUUGCCAAAUCCAUCAGUCACCGCGGGCUGCCUCCAAGACUUGGUCCUGCUUCAUCCUCUGCUCCGGAGGGGCAGCCGGUCUGCUCUGACAAUGCUCGCAGGGAAGUGUUUGGGAUUUGUUUAUUCUGGACUGUAUCUCUGGGCAUCCUUGUUCCUGUCUUUCUUUAAAGUGUCUCAGCAGGGUGAAAGCCAGAGACGCUUGUACAGAGAGCUGCUGAAAAACUACAAUCGUCUUGAACGACCUGUGCUGAACGACUCCCAACCCGUGGUAGUUGAGCUUCAGCUUUCUUUGCUGCAGAUAAUUGAUGUGGAUGAGAAGAAUCAGGUGUUGAUCACAAAUGCUUGGCUGCAGAUGUACUGGGUUGAUGUUUACCUGUCUUGGGAUCAGUAUGAAUACCCGGGGGUGCAGAACUUGCGAUUCCCAGCUGAUCAGAUUUGGGUGCCAGAUAUUCUUCUGUAUAACAGCGCGGAUGAAAGAUUUGAUGGUACAUUUCACACAAAUGUACUGGUGAAUUACUCUGGAUCCUGCCAAUAUAUUCCUCCAGGCAUUUUGAAGAGCACGUGUUAUAUUGACGUCCGCUGGUUCCCUUUUGACGUGCAGAAGUGUGAUUUGAAGUUUGGCUCCUGGACCCACAGCGGUUGGUUACUUGACCUGCAGAUGCUUGAGGCUGAUAUUUCCAACUACAUCUCAAAUGGAGAAUGGGAUUUAGUGGGUGUCCCGGGAAAGAGAAACGAGCUGUAUUAUGAAUGCUGUAAAGAACCAUAUCCAGAUGUGACAUACACCGUCACCAUGCGCCGACGCACGCUUUACUACGGCUUGAACCUGCUGAUUCCCUGCGUUCUUAUAUCUGCCUUGGCAUUGCUUGUUUUCCUCUUGCCAGCUGAUUCAGGAGAGAAGAUUUCUUUAGGUAUCACUGUCCUGCUUUCCCUGACUGUAUUUAUGCUGCUAGUGGCUGAGAUCAUGCCUGCAACUUCUGACUCGGUCCCACUGAUAGCUCAAUAUUUCGCAAGCAUCAUGGUGAUCGUUGGUCUGUCUGUGGUGGUAACAGUGCUGGUUUUACAGUUUCAUCAUCAUGACCCUCAAGCAGGAAAGAUGCCCAGAUGGGUCCGUGUCAUCCUCUAUCCCAAGCACCCUCCAAGCGUCAACAACACCGAGAUGAACAUCCUGCCCGGGCACCAGUCCAGCAACGGCAACCUGAUCUAUAGCUACCACGGCAUGGAGAGCCCACGCUGCCGCCCCCAGAGCAAUGAUCUGGGCAGCAAGAGCGGAAAGAUGACUUGCCCCUUGCCAGAGGACAUCGAGCUCACUCAGAAGAAAGCUUUCAUGGACACGCUCCCAGUGAUCAUGAAGAUCCUGGAGGAGGUCCAGUUCAUCGCAACGCGCUUCAGAAAACAGGAUGAGGGGGAGGAAAUCUGCAGUGAGUGGAAGUUUGCAGCCGCUGUUAUAGACAGAUUGUGCCUGGUUGCAUUUACCCUUUUUGCCAUCAUCUGCACGUUCACAAUACUCAUGUCUGCUCCAAAUUUUAUAGAAGCUGUUUCAAAGGAUUUUGCGUGAGGCUUUUAGAGAUGAAAAUUGUAAGGGGAAAGGUACUUUAGAAGUAAAGGUUGCCAGUAAUUUUGCUAGAUAGUUUAACUCAAAAGAGAGAAGUGUGCUUUUAUGUGCUAACACACAGAAAAGGAGCUGCAAUUAGUUUGAAGACCUAAUUUAUUCCUCAUGUUAGUGACUAUAAUUACUGAAUAGUAUACCUGUUGUAGAUAUAUGUUGUUAUUUAUUUCCUAGACCACUUCUACAUGUAAUUAUGUCACAAUCUUGUGACAAGCAGAUAGACAAGAUACAAUAUAUUUGUUACAGGUUAACUAGUAUCAGUGCACUACAAAGCAUCUGUGAACAUUUAACUAUUGUUAUAUUGUUCACUAUAACCUCUGCAGUACUUUAUUGUUUUCAGUAUAUUUAUUUUAUUUUAUUUUUUUGUUUAAUGUGGCCAUGACACUCACGUCUCAGAUUUGACAGAUAUCUCUUCACAGUCUUACGAUGCUGUAUUGCACUUAACAAAACAAUCUGUCAUCAUGCUAGCAGUGACUGGAAUGUUUUCUCAGUACAGAAUGCAUUUUCUCAGUUAACAGAAUGCAUUUUUGCCAGAAUGUAACUUUUUCUUUUUCAUGUAGGAAACAGUAGUUGUUGUGGAACGAAAGAAAAUUAAUUCUCCAAGCUGGCAUUAAGACAUACUGUUAACAUCGCCUCCUUAGCUCUCCUGCUGCUUAACUGUUGCCGUCAUUUUGUGACCCUGCCUAAUCUGGAACAUCUCUGAUCUCUUGGAUCGCAGCUGCCAACCUAAUACUGACAAAUUCUGCGCAAUUAGGGCAAAAAUCUUGGUUCCACAUAGUCUGUAGAAAUAUCGCCAUUGAUUUCACUGGGGUCAGAUUCCACAUUUAGAGCCCACAGCCUAUACUAUAGCACUGAAGUGUGGUUUUUUUUUGUUUUGUUUUGUUUUUGGUUUCGCUUUUUUGUUUUGAGGGUUUUUUUUGCUAAAUUCUGUUACUACAGUCCACUUUCAAAGUUGCUCAAUGUGGCUUGGUUGAAAGAGUUGUGUAAAAGAAUAUUUUUGUUUUGCUAAAUUGUAAUGUAGCAAUAUUUA
Messenger RNA from Struthio camelus australis, 2791 nucleotides. Lineage: Eukaryota; Metazoa; Chordata; Aves; Struthioniformes; Struthionidae. The record is from RefSeq and is a predicted model, not a curated record.